Messenger RNA from Dufourea novaeangliae, 1377 nucleotides. Its product is annotated as synaptotagmin-5. Gene Ontology annotation, biological process: cellular response to calcium ion; regulation of calcium ion-dependent exocytosis; regulation of dopamine secretion. The coding region runs from base 1 to 1377 and encodes 458 amino acids. Lineage: Eukaryota; Metazoa; Arthropoda; Insecta; Hymenoptera; Halictidae. The transcript is spliced from 7 exons. Gene Ontology annotation, cellular component: membrane. Gene Ontology annotation, molecular function: clathrin binding; syntaxin binding; phosphatidylserine binding. The record is from RefSeq and is a predicted model, not a curated record.
AUGGAUGUUCAUGAUAUUGGGAUUGUUGCUGUUCUGGGGUCAGUUGGAGCUGCAACAGGAGCGAUUUCAGCAGUUCUUGUGUAUUCAAUUUGUGUUCGACGCAGACGGUCUCUUAAUUGGUUUGAAAAAGAUUUAUUAAACAGAGCUGAAGAAGCAGUACGAUCAUCAAAAGAGGUUUUUGUUGGCUUAGGAUCUAACGUUUCUCUAAAUCGAGAGAAUAAGACUUCAAAAAGUAAUGAUAAUCAAUCUGAUGUAGAAUGGCAGUCUAAUUACAUACUUGAUAGUAUCGCAAGUGACUCACCCAAAAGAGUAUUACAAUAUUUAUCAGAAUCGGAAGAUAUUUCAUCACCUAUUAACACUUUUGCACCGCCACUACCAGAAGGAACAGUGGCUGCUUCUGAAAAACGUAUGGUUAUUGUUAAGCCAUCAAGGAGUAUAAUUAAUUCAUGUUCUAGACUCAAUAGUAGUGAGACUGAGACAACUUCUUCCUAUAAGCUGUCUUCUUCCACAUCAGUAUCUUCAUCUGAUGAAAUCAGAGGUGAAUUACAAAUUGGUUUAAUUUACGAUGCAAAUGCUGGUAUUCUUACUGUUAGACUUGUUGAGGCACAUGAUCUUCAUGCACGAGAAUUAAGUGGCACUGUAGAUCCUUAUGCUAAAGUUCGUCUGUUGCCUGACUGGAGUAACGUAUGGCAAACUAGAAUACAUAGGCGAACUUUGAAUCCAGUAUUCGAUGAGGAUUUUGUGUUUGAAGUUAUGCCAGAUUCAACACUAGCGGGACGUAUAUUGGAAAUUCUACUUUAUGAUUUUGAUGCAUUCUCCAGGCAUCAUUGUUUGGGUUAUAUACAACUCCCUUUAUCUUCAGUGAUUGAUCUUUUGGAUACAACUCCCACUUUUAUUACAAAACCGAUUCUCCGAUAUAGUACUGAUAGUGGACUCAAAUUACCAUCUUUAGGAGAAUUAAUGGUUUCUCUCUCAUAUCAACCAGCUGCAGAAAAAUUAACAGUUAUAAUUGUCAGAGCUAAAAACUUACCUAGUAUUAAUGACUCAACAAACGCAAAUCUGUAUGUAAAAGUGAAAAUAAUUCAAGAUGGCAAAAGUAUUAAGAAAAAAAAAUCUAAUAUACAACGUGAAACAAUUAGUCCUGUAUGGAACGAUAUUUUAAGCUUUGAUAUUAAUAGUGAAGUAUUGUCCAAAUGCAUAAUUGAAUUUAUUAUUUUACGAGCAAACGGUGAGCUGUUGGCUAAGUGCGAGGUGUCUGGUAAAUAUCAAAAAGAGCUUUUUUAUCGUGUGCUAUCAGGAAAGGGUGCAUCUGCACAAUGGUUACCACUUUCUGAACCAGAAAUUUAUUAUGGUGAUUUUAUGGAACUGAAAGAUUAA